AUUCAAUUUCAAAUUCAAACAGAACCAACCGGUAAACUUGUGAAGUUCUAUAAUAGAUUUUUGUUUACAACUUAGCAUAUUUUUAAUGGUAUACUAGGAAAACAUAAUAAAAUGAGUAGUAAUAAGUUAAACAGUGAUGAAGUACCACAAAAAUUUAUCGAAUGGGUGCUGGCGCUUGGAUGUCCUGGAGAAAAAAUACCUUCCAUCGAAAAGAUGACAGGGAUGUGCAGAGGUCAAUACUACAUGACAUGGCGCAGCAUGAUGGAGCAUGUUCAGCCCAAGGAUGAGAUUGGCCACAAGAGACUGUCAGUUUUUCUUGAUGAUGUGAAAAUGUGUCAGGAAAAGAAACUACUCAAUGAGAGGGGCUCCAGCAGUUUGUUACCAGAACAACUGUCUCUCUGGAAAGAGCAAACAGAGAUUAAAGAGAAGGUGAAGGAAGCUGAGACCCGUGUUAAUAAUGCAAGAGUAACUCUGAACGAGCUUAUGGAUAAAGUAUCUGGCAAAGUAAUCCAGCGUAAUUCGUCUCGACAACGCAUAGAAGACCUGCAACGCCGGCACUGGUUGCUCACCCAAGUGUCCAGUGAACUACAAACUAAGAUCGCUAACAUAGAGGAGACGAGAACCAUUGCCAACUCCCUGUGUAGCGUUGAGAAGGAAGCACAUGAUGUAAAGAGCCAACUAGAGGACUGUCUCGCACGUCUUAGGAAAAGUCAACCCAGCACUUUGCCAUUGGCCACUCCUGUAGCUUGCUCGUCCAUCAACUCUAACCAUGCUAAUGAAACAACUAGCAAUGAUAAAGAUCAGCGCGUGCUCUCGCUAGUGAACUGCCGCGGCGACGCUCUGUGGCCACACCUGUACGACAAAAUGUCUUCGCUUUACUCUCAGUUGUCGGACGCCUACACAAACCAUGCUGAUGUUGGAAAUAACAGAUCUCAAACAGGCUCUAUGUUGGCCCACACCGCGGCGCUGCAUGCAACAUUGGCACUUGAGGCAGUAAAGAAUAGAGUUCACAUUCGAAGGACGCAGCAACAACUCGUCGCGUCCAUCGAAGAAACUAACAGUCACAUAUCAGAAGAUGCCUUCGAAUUGUUAGUAGUGAGAGCCCAGAGAGCCUUCUGCGAGGCCCGCGUGAAGUCUCUCAAGGCCUCCCUGGAGGAGUUGACUGCGAGGACCGGCGUCUUCCACUCCGCUGACGAUCGCAGCGACUGCGGCGUCGACGCGCAGGCAACGCUGGGGAAGAUUGCUAGUAUUAAUAAAUGUAUUGUAAAGUCGCGGGAAGAGAUCAAGCGGCUAACACUACUGUUCGCGCAUACGGAGAGGAAGAUAUACAACAUCAGGGAGUGCUUGUUGUCUGUGUUCAGCGCUCUGCACAACAACACGGACGUCGGAAACAACGCUCUAGCCACAGGAGUGCAACUGGAUUUCCCAACAGACUCAAUACUGCUCCUCCGUCAGUUCUACAAGAAGAGGUGCGAGAGAGACGCAAACAACGCCAACCUCAGCUUCAACUUGGAAAUGUCUGACAUAUCGUCUGAUGAUGUAUCGGUUAAUCCAACGUUUGUGGACGAGUUGAAUGUGUAUUUGAAGAAAUUCAAUUUGGAAAAGAACAGAAAACUUGUGUUGGACAGUGGCGAAAAGAUAUGGAUAUUCGAGACAAUACAAGCUCUGUCGCGAAGGCUGAGCGCUCAGUGGGCGAGCGCUGACGUCACACUGCUGUGCCCCUCCGUGCGACCGUCGCGCGCGCUGCGCCGCCUGCGCGACACGACGCAGCGACAUGCGUUAGUCGCGUGCGCUCAACGCAACGCGCAGCGCACGACUGACAUACAGACGUCGAUUGAUGCGGAUAUAACCACCAUGACAGACCAAGAAGCCGAGACCAUGGACAAAAUGAAGAAGAGCAUCACAGAAAACCGUGUCCUUCUACAGAAGGUGCACAGGAACCUGGAGCUCUGCGAGGAGAACCUUCACUUCUGGUCCGAUCACCAGCUCAAGAAGUACAUCUCCACCGACAGAACUGUGGGGGGCAUGACGUAUGCACAGUAUGAGGCGUCUUAUAUGGAAAAAUUGAAUUAUUAGUUUUAGUCACAGAGUAGAAAAAGUGAGUCUUUACAAGCAACGUACUGAAGCCAGUGAAACCCAAUAA
This is a messenger RNA of Bicyclus anynana (squinting bush brown), 2143 nucleotides long. RefSeq lists its product as uncharacterized. The transcript has 13 exons. Bases 112 to 2076 code for a protein of 654 amino acids. The record is from RefSeq and is a predicted model, not a curated record. Lineage: Eukaryota; Metazoa; Arthropoda; Insecta; Lepidoptera; Nymphalidae.